AUGUUAAAAACGUGUCUCAUCAUUAUUUCUGGGCUGAUACUCAUGGCUGAAAGCAUGCCGAAGCAGAGGGGUGAAGAGCGGAUGCGUUUCUUUAUUGAUGAAGUCAAUCGCGAUCAUGAGCCGUACGCCAACCUGACGCUCUACAUGGUGGACCGCUACAUCAGCUCGAAGACCAGCACGCUCAUCAUAAUGGAGAAUUGUGAGCUCUGCAUGCAGGGAUUGCAAAAUAUGCAUACGCGGUUGUUGCGCUACUUCCUGAAGGGCUUCAAUCCCACCAUGUCGCUGCAGCUGUUCUUUGGACUGCCCGAGGACAGGCUGUGGGACUACAACCUUUUCAUCGUUGACUCCAUGCAUGCUUUCAAAAAUAUCAGUAUCAACAUUCCGGAAACCAGUUAUGAAUACCAAUUCCACUUCUUCAUAGUAUUAACGUUGAAGACGAGAUCAAGCGAGGUCGCGGCUCAUCAUAUGAGGGAGAUAUUCGCCGAAUGCUUGCGUUUCAAUGUGGACAAUGUUGUGGUCAUGCUCGAGUUGGACAAAAUGAAAUUCGGCUUUUUCACUUACUAUCUGUAUGAUAGAGUUCACUGCCGUCAAGGCGGAAAAAUUGAGAUUCUUCAUUUCAACACAUAUUUCAAUGGCAGCUUGGCGCACGACCGUCUCUUUCCCCAGCAUUUGCAAAAUUUUUACGGUUGUCCUCUGUCAAUUUGCUUGCAAUUGGGUUAUCCCUUACUCGGUUUUCAUGGCAAUCGCAGUGAUCCGGGUCAUUUGCAGAAUCUGCGCCGACUGGCCGGCAUUGAAGGGGAUCUCUUGAGGGAUCUAUCUAAGGCAUUGAAUUUUCGCGUUAAGUUUUCCAUACCGAAGGAGCAAAGUGUAAUUGGCUCACAUAAAAAUUCGACGGGCUGCUUUGCAGAGUUGGCUGCCGGAAAGGCGGACAUCGCAAUCGGUUGCUUGAGCAGUACGGAGGGUUUACGUCAUGUCUUUAGCAAUUCCGUGUCAUACCAUCAGACCCUCUAUGUCUUUAUCGUGCGUAGUGGCUUGCAAUUUGGACCCAUCAAACAACUCACACAGGCCUUCUGCGCGAACGUUUGGUUAUCGAUUGGAGUCUGCUGUAUUAUCGGCAUGAUUUUCAUACGUCUAAUAAUAAGUUGCGCUAGUUCGAGCGUGUGCGAGAAGUUGGUUGGACAACGCGAACACAGCGACUCCACCAAUUUGAUUGUUGUAAUGAUGGGUAAUCCCCUUAAAGCUUUACCGCGUCGUAACAGCGCACGAAUAUUACUCAUGUCUUGGCUGUUAGCAACACUGGUGCUGCGUAACGCCUAUCAAGCCAAAUUAUUCGAUAGUUUGCGCAUUUCCAGGCGUAUACCGAUACCGCGCAGCAUUUCUGGUCUCGAAGCGAAAAAUUAUAAACUUAUCUCCGACAAAUAUGUAGAUUUCUACCCGAGCAAUUUGACGCGCCUUAUAUCCAACAUUACGCAACGGUAUCACAUAGUGCAGCAGAGUGAAACAGAACGGUUGAUCACUUACUCUUUGCUGGACACUUUGGCUUGGCAUAAUCGUCAAAACUGGAAUACCAGUCGUUCGUAUGUGGAUGAGCCGAUCUUUAACGUACAGAUAUUCAUGUAUUUCCAGAAACACUCUAUACUACGUUCGAUCUUCGAUUACUGCAUAAAUAAACUGAUGACGGCUGGCAUUACAUCAUAUACUGCAGAGAAACAUGUUAAGAGACAUUUCCAGGUAAUGAACGCGUUUUCGCAACGCCUGCCGGCCAUUAGCAGCAACAUGUUGCGGGGACUAUACAUGUUGUACGGAAUGCUUAUGACAAUAGCCUGUACUCUGUUUGCGCUCGAGCUCUUGACUAGAAACGUGCCAUCUGUGAAACGAGCCAUGGAUUGGAUACACUAUGUGGGACGGAAGUAGAUUGUUAGGUGGCUAAAAAUAUUAUGUUAUGUAGUGUCUAUUGAAUGAUAUAGUCACCAAUUUAUUAUGCCUCAGUGAGGGUUCAUAACAAUCGUUGGAAAUACAAUCUCGCUAGAUAGUGCUGUGGAAGGAAUGUGUACUUAUAUAGCUUUAGCUUUUACUAUUGCACCGCCCAGCGACAUUAUGACAUACAUACGUUUACAUCAUUACUAUUUAUUAAU
Molecule: messenger RNA, 2135 nt
Organism: Zeugodacus cucurbitae (melon fly)
Lineage: Eukaryota; Metazoa; Arthropoda; Insecta; Diptera; Tephritidae
Source: RefSeq, a predicted model, not a curated record